AAUGCAUGCCCAGGUUUCAUUCAUAUACUGAAGAUGCGAGGUUAAAACCACCGCCAUUGUGUAAAGGUUAUUGAGGAGUGCUUAUAGAUGUUUGUUGAGGUCCUGGGAUUAAUGAUUUGCAUUGCCUAAGUCACUUUUGAAAUGGCACUGCCUACAUUGUAAAAGUAGACCGUAAGUGUUUUCUUUCUUUUGUUGCAUAACACUUUCAGAUUAGUUUAGAUACAAGGCGGGAAUGUAACUAAGUGUGAAGACAAAUGUCACAAAGUUUCAAGACGAGAAAAGAAACCUGUGACGUAAAGAAGAUAUCACUAAGCAGUACCUUUUCCCUUCGUAUGACAGUUUUCACAGGAGAUAAUAUGACAUGUAGAAAUAUGCCACAAUAUGUGAAGAAGGACUUAAAGUGUCAGAAUGAUGUCAAGCAAGAUAUUCCUGAAGAAAGUGACGAUUCCGCAGAAGAAUUUCACAUUGAUGAGGAAAUUGAUAGCUAUUUGAAUCAGUUGGAAGCAAUUCCUAUUGAACUGUUUGAAGAAAACUGUGGUGACAGUUCUGAUGGUAAUAUUGGACUUCAUAAUGUUCUUACAGAAACAUCAAAAACUGCAAGCAGAAAUGCACCCGAGUGUCCAGGUUCUGCGCCUCUUGCCUCCACUGAAAACACUGAGUCUGAAUCUGCUGCAAGUACCAGUAAUGUUACUGCGAAGAUUGUCUUUCAUGUCUCACAGCAGAAGAGGCAAGAGGAAGAAAAUGAGCCGUCUGUUGCAGCUGUUAAUAACAGACAGGCAGUUUCGGGUUCAGGUUCAGAAGAGGAUUUAUCUGGUGCAGUCUGUAGACAGCUAGUAUCAGGAACUUCACAGAAAACAGCUGAUAGAGGGACAGACAAAUAUCCGAACAGUAAAGAAGGAAUGUCGAAAGAAGAAUCACUCUCAUCUUUUAUAAAUCUGAACAGAAAUGUUAGUUUGGAGAAAUCAUCUGGAAAAUCCACACAUGUGAAAGGAAUGAGAAGAUCACCUAAAAGUAAAAAGAAGAAGAGGAGACAAGAAAGGGACGGAGAAAAUUAUAGUAACAGAUUAAUUUCAGUUAGUAGUACAAAUAUUGUAACUGUGCAGGGUUCAAAUCCUUCAUCACCAGCACUACAUGGUCUGACAACAGGUAUCGCUUCCUUUUUAGGAGCCAGCCUAAGGUCCAAAGUAGAUUCAUUAGAUGUGCUUAAAGGAGAACGUGGUGACAGUGAAGAGGAUGACAGAAAUAGUGUCUCUCUAGACAAUAUCAAAACAGACUGUAGUUUUCUGAAAUACGGGAAUAAUUCGUGUUCUUCGUCAUCUUCCUUGUCUGGGAGGGAAACAGUUAUUUUGCCUUUCACGGAUCCCAGACUGCCUCAUAUGAAGCGAGAAUUACAGCUUGCUUCUUUGAAAAUUGGUGACUUAGCACAUGCUUCAUCAUCAGAAAGGUCGCCCCCGUCUUCAGCGGCUUGUGUGAUUUCAAAACAUAAACUGUCACACCUUCCCAUUUCUAAACCUGUUGAUACAGGCGGUGAAAUUGUAGGUAAAGAUUAUCCUCCAUUGCUCAAAUGUCCGUCAGGCUCCAGUGAAAUAUGCUCAGAAACAGGUACAGGUAACGGUGAAAGUGAUGUUUUAUUGACGCCGGAACGAAGUAGACAUUUGAAGAAAUCAAAGUCAAAGGAUGAGAAUUCCCACACAGUUUAUCAACAUCCAACAAGACAAUCUCAUUCUAGCUUACGUUCUACCAGGAAAAGGUUACGAUUGAAAUCUAGUCAGUGCAGGAGUGAACACAAGGUUUUACAGUCAAAAGUAACAGUAAGAAGAAGAAUGUCGUGUUCCAGGACACCAUCAACCUGCAGUUCUUGUAGUGCGGGUGCAUCUGAAUUAUCAUUGCAUAGACGGAAAUCAUUGACACCUUCUCCACUAAGAUACUCAAGUUCAAAAUCCUCUCAUGUAAGGUCUUGUGAAUCCCAAGUUUCACCCCGUUUGGAUACCACAGGCCAACAAACUGAAGAACCAAGAACACUAACGGACUGUAGAUCAGAUUCCUCAAUGAAAGCAGGGACUAAAUUAAGUAAUCCAGAAUCUCAGAUUCCUGGGUCAGACCCAGAAAUAAUUUCUUUACCUUAUUCUCCUAUAAGCAGUAAGUCUGUGUCAGUAUCACCUAAACGAAGCACAGAUUAUAGAGACUUGUCACCUGUCAGUAGUGAUGCAUCGUAUCCACGAGCAAGGACAAGAUCUUGUUCAGGGAGGCUGAGAAAGACCUGGAAGUCACAAUCAAGAUCCCCAUGUAGGUCCAGUAGAAGAUACAGAUCAAUAACACCUUGGAGGAGAAGACGAAAAUAUCAGAGAUCACAAUCCAGAUCUGCAUCUCCACAAAUGCGACGAACAAAGUCAAGAAGUCCAAUGACAUCAAGAUCGAGAUCUAGGUCUCCAGGAGGAACUAAACGUUAUAAGUCGCAAUCAAGAUUUCCAUGUAGGUCCAGUAGAAGAUCCAGAUCAAUAACGCCUUGGAGGAGAAGACGAAAAUAUCAGAGGUCACACUCCAGAUCUGCAUCUCCACAAAUUCGACGAACAAAGUCAAGAAGUCCAAUGAGAACAAGAUUUAGGUCUCCAACUAAACAUCAUAAGUCAAAACCAAGGAGCAGAAAGUCCCGUUCUACAAGAGCAGAUUCACAAAAACACAGAAGACGUUCUAGUUCAAUGUCUAUUAGUCCUCCGACUCCAACAAAGAAAAGGAUGAGGCUGGAGGAGCAGACAAAAAGUAGAUUGACUGCUUCAGUUGCAGCUUUGAAUAGGAUCCAGACUGCUGCCACAGCAGUGAGUGUCCCCCAAAAUCAUCACGCACCUGUUGCCACUACCAGGUGUACAAUGCCUUCGGCUGCGUUGCCCCGUCAGCUGCCUGUACAGACUACUUGCGUACCAGCGCAAGGGAGCAGUGCCGCACUGGCUCACGACGCUUACCGCUCUCCUUCACAUUGCGAGCGCAUGACAUCAUCUGCUCUGCCCUACCCUACUCCAGCACGCCACGACAGUCAAACAUAUCAGCAACAACGAUAUCAGUUUCUGUACCUUAAGGGAGAAUACCAGAGAACUGAAUCAUCAUAUAUAGCUUCAACAUCAGUCGAUCAUAUGUAUGGAGCUUACAGUGGAAUGAGUAGUUCCCACCAACAAGGGUAUUACCACAAUCCACAAACAAACUUUAGUCAUUCUAAACUGUAUUUUCCUUAUCCACCACUGCCACCACCACCACCGCCGCCGCCGCCGCCGCCUCCACUACCUUCAAAUAUUGCAUACCCUCCUAUUGUAGAAGAUCAGCAAGUUUCCCCUCCACCUUUACCUGUCGAAGAUUAUCCCCCUCCACCACCCCCUCCUGAACGUGAUUCUUCCUCAGAAGGACAGUUGAGCUUCGGUCUUCCUAUAGAAAAUCAUUUAAAACGAGCAGGGAAGGGCAAUCAGUCUGCACUUCAUACCAGACUUCAGGCAAACCUCGGGUAUCUUCUUCCCGAGGUAAAAAGGAACGAGCCUGCCUCUGAUGUCUUGAAAGCUCUUCACUCACCUGGAAGGGCGCAGGAUCUGGCAGGAUCCCUGUCAUCUUCAGCAUCACCACCUUCCUACAGUCCGUAUGCGCAGACUCCUAUAAAAGAAGACAUAAUGUCAGAAAAAUCAACUCCAGAGUCUUUAAGCAAGCCAGAUAUGCUGGAAGGAAGAGCAGAUAUUGUAAAGAAUUCUAGUCAACCCCAGGUUCCUGCAGCUGCUUCAGAUAGUCAUGAAGCUAGUUUGAAAAUUUUGCCACCAUCAGUCUUGGCAAGUAGAUCUAUUCAUAAGGAUACAAAUUUUCUUUUGGGUGCGUUAAGCAACACAGGUUCACACAACAAAGACACGAGUAACAGAUUUGUUUGCAAAGAAACCGAUGAAAUUAAAACAAAACAGAUUCUUUCCUCUACACUUCGUUCACAUCCAAGAUAUAAACCUAUAGUACUGAAUCUUCUACCUAUAAAGACUGUAAGUAAUAAUGCCCUUUUCCGGAGUAAUGGGAGUGAUGCGGAAUUGUCAUCGUCAAGACAGAUGGAAGGCACGGAGCGUGAACUUCCAUCAUCAUUUCAGCAGGGUAGUGUGAACGGAUUUAAACAGCCUCCGUGUAUUAAUGCUGAUGUUGAUAAAGAGACAGUUAAACCUAGCAAUACAGAUAAGUCAUUAAGUAUACAAGUCACAAAUUUCUGUGAUAAGAAGGUUAAAAUACUAUCCGAAGAUGAUAUUGAUGAAAGUGAUACCUCAGUGUCAAAAUUAUUAGGACAGUCUUUUACUUCUAUUCAAAGUACUGAGUUGCCAGUUUUGUUAACAGCGAAUAUCAAGAAUCAGUUGCGUGAUGAUAAUGCGCCUUUAUCUGGUCCUGUUGAGAUUGUCAGAAAAAUGGAGAACGUACUGACAGAUUUAUCAGUUCCUGAUAGUACAGAUUCAGAUGCACUGAAUUGUUCUGACACUUCAUUAUAUAAUGCUUUAAUGGAGGAGAAUGAGUGCAGUGUGCGUGUGAAAUCUGAUGUUGGUGCAGUUCAAGACUGCAAUGUCAGUGGAGUGGUUGGAGAACAUGGAGAGUCUCCAGGUAUGAAGAAGAGCAUAGAAGUAAGAGACGGUCGUCGUACACCUGAUGAACGAAGGUCAGGAGAAGGCUGUUCGGAUAUUGCACAUGAGAAUAUAGGAAAAAUACCUUUGCCUUUAAUUAGGAGUAAAAAAAUAGCCUUGUCAGUUAAAAGUUCUAGUCUAUUGCUGCAGGAUGUUUGUCAAGAAAUAGCAACUCAAGAAAGAAAGGCUGGAGAAAGAUUCGUCAUUGUUUGUGAUGAGGGGAAUGUAAAUAAAUCUGCACCUGUAACAGCAGCAGGGAAUAUGAAAGAGGAAGUACUCAUUUCAGAAACAGGAAGUGAAAGGAAAAGUGUUUGUGGAUUAGAGGAGUCAGGAAGGUCCACAUCACUGCAAAAUACGGCGGAAUUCGAUCAUGAAGAAAAACACGAACAGUUGUCACUAUUGGAUAAAACAGAGAAUAAAGAAAUGGUGACAAUUGUGUCUGAAAUGGAAAACAAAGUCGUGGUUGAAUUAAUGGGCGAAGGGAAAUCGGCUGCAUUGUCCGCAGAUGGUGGAUGUGCAUCUGGACACUUCGGUGAUGCAGGAAGUACAGAUUUUACACCAAAUGUUUGUGGAGUUAUUUGUAAAUGUAAUGUUUCAAAAUUAGACAGUAAGGACACAGCUGGUGAUUCUACUUCGUUGCCUGGAAGGGAAUGUGCUCGACUAACAGCUCUGAAGAUUAAUACGGCAAGUGAAGAGGACGCACCAGUUGAACCAGAAAUAAAGACUGGUGAAUUAUCUGCAUCAUUGCCUAAAAUAAGUGGUAAGGAAAUAAUGUCUUCAAUGGAAGACAGAUCUGAAAUAGAAGAUAAACUUACGGCUGUGACAAUGCUACUUUCACUUGAAGAAGGAUGCAGAGAAAUGACUGACAAAGAGAUGAAAUGGUAUGUACUUCGCGAAUCAUCAGGAUGUAUAAUAAAUGAAAUAGAACCCCCUCUCAGUACAGCAGACAAGUCUAGCACAACAGAGUUUGUAGAACUAGUGGACCGCAAUACAGUUAUCCCUGUUUCCAACUCUUUGUCAUUAAUUGCAACAUCACAACCAAGAGAUAAUUCCUCAAGUGAUGCUGAAAUUUCUUCAUUGCAAGAACAAUUAGCCACUGUGUCACCUAUACAUUUUUUAGGACACCACAUUUCACAGAAUGAUACAUACUUCCCUGCUGAGGUUGAAACAAAACUUAAGUCUGAUGAGGAAAACCCGUCAGUAUCUUUAUCGGAAGUAACGCAUCAUGUAGGACCUACUUCACCUUCUGGAAAUAAGGAGAACUUGCCAUUCAUGAGUGUAAAUACAUCACUUCGUGAAAAUCCAACACCAUCAGGGUCAAAUGUUGGUCCCUCGAAACCCCUGCCAUUAAACAAAGGCACGGUAACACCGAAUAACUUGCCAGUAGAAGAUGCAUUUCAGGAACAAUAUGAGGGAGAAACUGUGACGGCACCUUGGGAAGAAAUUAAUGGAGCUGAAACCAAUAAAUCAAACCUUUGUGAUGAACAGGCAAGACUGUCCGAAGGCAGUGUAGAAACACUAGGACAGUCAGCGUCUGUAGAUAAAGCAUCAGAGUCGUCUCAGUGUAGAGACUCCCAGAACCGACUGCAAGGAACAUCAAAUGAAUGUUGUACUUCAGAUGUGGGAAUAACCAAAGAUAUUAAAGCAGGUCAUACAGAACCAAUUGUUGAAAGUACUUCCAAAUUAACUAAAUUGCUGGCUACUACCUGUGGCAUCAGACGAAGAAGAAGAAGAAGAAAUGCAAAUACCAUCUAUUGCAGAGUAACAGCUAAACGCAGAUCUGUUCCAAAAUCAACAAAAACCUCGAUAAUUUCUAAAAAUACAGGUGUAAUAGUGGAAGCUAAAGUCUCUGAUGUACAAGACAGUGGCAGUAAAAUACCAGAAGAUUCUCCCACAAAAUUUAUCAAAAAUUGUGAUGGGACAGAAGCUUCAUCAAAACAUACGAAAGAUUUAGACCUGCCAAAAUCAGAUCCUCAAGUUCUUGCAUCUGCUACUGCUGUAGUUACAAACGUAAGAUUAGAGGAAGGUCUGUCUAAUAAUAUAACAUCUGAAUCAGUUUCUAAGAACGUCCUGAAAUCAGCCAUACCAGGUGAACCCCUUCUGCGUAGGUCUAAACGGGGAGCGUGCAAGAAAAUAGAGAGCCAUGUGUUUAGUGAUAGCGUUCAGAAACUGUGUAUGGAGGCAUCUCCCUUGCUGAAUGAUCCUAAGCUGAAAAUGCAGGCUGUUGUUAAGCUAAAGAGACAUGAACUGGGUAAGGAGAAUAACAGAUCGUGCCAUUCAAGACCAGAAUUAUCUGCUACAAGAGAAGACAUUUCAACCAGUGAGAAUUUAUCGACAGUUCCAGAAAUCUCCACAUCCCAAAUGUCUGAAUGCUUCUCAUUCAUUAAAAUGCUGUCUUCCUGCCAUUCACCCUCAGGAGAUAAGGCAACUGAUCACGUUUCAGAACUGAAUCCCCACAGUUUAAUGGCAAAGUUUUGCACACACCAUCAGCCUCAUCUCCCCUGUCACAGCACAUUUGAGAAUACAAACCAUUGUCCAAGAAGUCAGUCAGUAACGAGCACUGUUCAUUUGUCACAUUCAACAUGUGGGCCAUUGUUUUUCUUACCACAUCUCUGUGGCUGUCUCUCCAGUUGCCCAUUAUUACCGUUAUCUGUUGAUGAUUCAGUCAAUAGUGAAAAAUGUCUUGAGUUUGAUUCCAGUGAACAAAAAAAGGGAACUGAAGAAUGUCGUAGUGUUGUUCGGUCGUCACACAAAUCUCCGCUGCUUGUGAACGAGCAAGAUAUCGUUAAUCUGGCAAAGCAUCAACGUGAAUUGUGGUCUUUGAGCAACAAGAUUUGCAGGGAUUGCUGGACAGGCGUUACAAGUACGUGCAAUAAGGAAGGUUUAGUAAAUGACGGUAUGUCUUGUACAUCUGAACAAGUGAAAGUAACAAGUGCAAAUGAGUUACUGAAAGAAACUCCAGUGGAUGAUGACACUAAUAUAAAUAGUGACAAUGAUGGGAAGGUUUUACAGCAGGUUGUGAAGCUGUUGACCACUCCAAAGCGAAGUAUCACCACGCAAGUGGACUUGGUUGGUGACGUUCUACAAGGCUCAGAACACUUAGCGCCAGAAAACCAAGCAGAAAACAUGUAUGCUGAUUUAGUUGUAGCAGUGAGUGUCUGUCUGAUAGAAGCUUGCCAUCAUCAGGGUGCCUUGAUGAUGGAAGCAGUAAGGACAUCUGAAACGUUGGUAAACUUCUACCAGACUACAUGGCACUACAACCCAGAAGACAGCCAUCUUUGUGCUCACCACCAUGAAAACCUGAAAUCCUGCUAAAUAAGAUGUAUUUUCAGUUCAUUAAUUGUUUUAAGUACCCCUCCAUAUCUCUCAAAUUCAAUCAUCAAAGAAAGUUUCAGUAAAUGCAUAUGAAUACCAUGUAUGUAAUAAGUUAUAUUUAUUGAUCAUAAACAUGUCUUUUCUGUGUAAGACUUGAGGUUCUCACA
Messenger RNA from Zootermopsis nevadensis, 8101 nucleotides. Lineage: Eukaryota; Metazoa; Arthropoda; Insecta; Blattodea; Termopsidae. The record is from RefSeq and is a predicted model, not a curated record.